AUGGUCAACGCUUUCAACUCGGGCGAUUUCAAGUUCGCCUGCACCAAAAACGAGUGUCCGCGCGAGGUGAUAAGAAGACGGCGUCACUUCUCCGUUGAAAAAUGCAAGUUCCAAGAACGCGAGGAGCGGGGCAGGGAAAUUCGCGAGCGGAAGCGUCUGCUGGCGGAACUGCAACACCAGGAAAAGGUCGACUACCUGCAGCGCCGACCGUGCGAAGAGGCGCCGGCCGUCGACGUCGCAGCGUCGGAAAAGCAGAAGGCGAAGGAGGCGCACGCGAAGCUGGUCUUGUGGCGGAAAAAGCAGCUCGAGCAACAACGCCAGAGCCAACUGCAGCUCGAGAAAAAGCUGAAAGACGAGCAUCACGGGGUGAAGAAGGCGUCUGCGAGGAAGAGCCGGCUGAAGAACGACGACGGCCACAUCAGGGAGGUGCAGGAGAACAAGGCCCUGCAGUUGAGGGAACAUCAGAAGACGGCCGCGAUUGGCUCUGGCUACAAAAGUCAAAUGGCGGAACUGCGGCUGGACGAGAUGAGGAAGGCCAAGCAGGCGGCCUGCGACGCGCUCAAGAAGCAAAAGCAGACGGCCGUGCAGCGGGUUUUGCAGAAGCACCAGCAGAUUAAGCAGAAGGCAGCCGAGAUAGUGGCCAACGAGAUUCAGGUCAAAAACCAGAGAGCCGACUAUGUGCUUGGAAUAGAGCCUGAGCCCCCUGUGAAGUGCCUUUUUAAACCAAGACCGAAAAAGGUUCCUCCUCCAUACAUUCCUCCAAAGUACGUCCUGGCAGAAAAGACGUACAACCUCGAGUUUCUCCGCCUGAAAUUCAAGUCAGACGAGGCGCUGUGGCACCGUCGGAACCGCGACUUUCCGCUGCCGACCCUGGACGCCAUCGUGCUGGAGUGGAAGCAACGCAGCCGCUUCGAGGACCCUGACGUGCAAUUCGGCGAGGUGCAGAAGGAAUUCGCUAACGCCGAGGAGACCCUGCGACUGGAGCAGUGCUACUCGUGGAUCUCGGCGCCGGUGUCGGUGCAGGUGCUGCGGCAAGUUUGCCUCGCGAGCCUGGUGCCCAGCGAGCAGGAAUACGCGGCGCUCGGCGUGCUGGAGAAAAUUGCGUUGCACGAGAAAAUGAGGGAGAAGCAGGUGGCGGCCGUCGAGGAAGAGAUCGAGAGGCGCGUGAGACGGCAGCACGCGGCCCAGGCCCUCGGCGUUGUAGAGAAAUUGGCGCAAUUAGAGCGAGGCGUCGGCGCCGACGAAGGCAACGACAACGGAGGAGGCACUAAAUUUGAUUACGCCACUAUGCUGUACAAGAAUGUGCUGCGACGGUGGGACAAAUGAACGAGAUUAAAGUAAAUUCGAUUUUGGCGUCACAAAUACACACCCUACAGCGAUA
Messenger RNA from Cloeon dipterum, 1381 nucleotides. RefSeq lists its product as uncharacterized. The transcript is spliced from 2 exons. Lineage: Eukaryota; Metazoa; Arthropoda; Insecta; Ephemeroptera; Baetidae. The record is from RefSeq and is a predicted model, not a curated record. The coding region runs from base 1 to 1326 and encodes 441 amino acids.